This is a messenger RNA of Pygocentrus nattereri (red-bellied piranha), 2676 nucleotides long. It is a transcript of the gene bco1l, whose product is annotated as beta-carotene oxygenase 1, like. Gene Ontology annotation, molecular function: carotenoid dioxygenase activity; beta-carotene 15,15'-dioxygenase activity. Gene Ontology annotation, biological process: carotene catabolic process; retinal metabolic process. Bases 139 to 1767 code for a protein of 542 amino acids. NCBI's taxonomy places the organism in Eukaryota, Metazoa, Chordata, Actinopteri, Characiformes, Serrasalmidae. The transcript is spliced from 11 exons. The record is from RefSeq and is a predicted model, not a curated record.
AACUAUGCAAUAUGGUGGACUGCAGUUAUGUAACACGAACGUGCAACUGCCCUCAGCUAUAGGGUACACCAGUUAUCGGCGGAGUUCGUGACAAAGGAGAUAAAUUGAGGUAGAGCUCUCAUCUCUCCACAGGCAGUCAUGGCAGAGCCAGCCCAAAACAUAGAAUCAGCAUUCUGUCGAAAUGGCAAGGAGACCCCGGAGCCCCUCAGAGCAGAAGUGACAGGCACCAUCCCAUCGUGGCUUCAGGGCACACUUCUGCGCAAUGGACCUGGCCUUUUCUCAGUCGGAGACACUUCCUACAACCACUGGUUUGAUGGAAUGUCCCUCAUUCACAGUUUCACCUUUAAGGAUGGUGAGGUACACUACAGGAGCAAAUUCCUGAAGAGUGAAACAUACAAGAAGAACAUUGCCGCCAACAGGAUUGUGGUUACAGAAUUUGGGACCAUGGCCUACCCCGAUCCCUGCAAGAAUAUAUUCUCAAAGGCGUUCACCUACCUACUCAAUACCAUCCCAAAUUUCACCGACAAUAAUCUUGUAAACAUUAUACGAUAUGGAGAAGAUUACUACGCGGCCUCGGAAAUAAACUUCAUCAACCAAGUUAAUCCAUCGACUCUUGAAACUGUAGGAAGAGUUAAUUACAGGAACCACAUCGCCCUGAACUUGGCUACAGCACACCCUCACUAUGACGAGGAGGGAAACACCUAUAACAUGGGCACGUCGAUCAUGGCAAUGACCGGACUCAAAUAUGUUAUCUUCAAGGUUCCAGCAACAGACAAAGAGAAGAUGCCUGCACUAAAGAAGCUGGAGCAGGUUUGCUCCAUUCCUGCUCGCUCCAACCUCUACCCCAGCUACUUCCACAGCUUUGGGAUGACUGAAAACUACAUCAUAUUCGUCGAACAGGCGUUCAAACUGGACAUAAUCCGACUGGCCACAGCUUACUUCAGAGGAGAAACCUGGGGCAGGUGCCUCAAUUAUGACAAAGAUGAUGUUACGCUGUUCCACCUGAUUGACAGAAAGACUGGGAAGGCUGUGGACACCAAGUUCUAUGGGGACGCUUUCGUGGUUUUCCAUCAUAUCAACGCCUAUGAGGAGAACGGCCAUGUAGUGUUCGACCUGAUCACAUUCAAAGACGCCAGUCUUUAUGACAUGUUCUACAUGGAAAACAUGAAGAAGGAGAUUCAGGAAGAAGGCAAGACCAUUCCUCCACCAGUCAGCCAGCGAUUUGUCAUCCCCAUAAAUGCUGACCUCAAGGAAGUUCCAGGAGGCACUAACCUUGUGAAGCUGCAGGACACAUCAGCCACAGCUGUGCUGCAGAAGGAUGGCUCCCUGUUCCUCACCCCUGACUCUUUGUUUGAGGGUUUGGAGUUACCUGGGAUCAACUACAAAUACAACACGAAAAAGCACAGAUACUUCUAUGGCUCGAGGAUGGAUUGGUCACCAAAGAUAACUAAGGUCACCAAAGUGGACACUGUUACCAGGACAUACAUGGAAUGGACAGAAAAGGAUUGUUACCCAUCUGAACCGGUGUUUGUGGCAUCUCCGGAUGCUGUGGAUGAGGAUGAUGGUGUUAUUCUGUCAUCUGUUGUCUCUCUCAAUCCCAAGAAACCCCCAUUCAUGUUGGUUCUGGAUGCGAAGACUUUUCAAGAGAUCGCUCGUGCCUCCAUUAAUGCCUCCGUACACCUGGACCUGCACGGGCUUUUCAUCCAUGAGAAGUCUCAACUCAAACAGCCUUUAGAACCAACCAGCAUUUCUAAAAGACUUGUGUAGUGCUUAUUUACUCAAUGCUGCCUGGUUUGUGGCCUUGUGUUUUUGGCUGUCACAUAACAGUAGUUAGUUACACUAAAGCUACUUUCAAGAUCGAGAUCAAAAUCAAGGCCAACUUUUUGUCAUCCCAACCAUAUUUCUGACAGUGUAGCCUGUUAAACAUAUGAGUGUUUCACGCUGGACUAAAACUCUUACAUGUAAUGAAUCUUUUCAAAACUGUCAUGAAACCAUGUCUCAGGUAUCCUGCGGCAAAUUAUGAAUCACUUCAAGUAACUGGUAUCUGUGAUGUAGAUUUUAGAGACAGUAAAGUCUUCCUAUCACCAAAACUAAAAAAUUCUGGCUUACUACAUCUCUCUAGAAUAGCAUAUUUCACAUUGAACCACUCUGAAAGACUGUGUUUACAUCUUAACCACUGAAUUAUGUAGAAAAUUGGUGGAAUUUCCCUUUAAAGGCACAGUAACAAAAACUCCCUUUGUAAUUCUAAGGCAUUACGAAAGUCUGGAAAUGGUCAUUUAAAAAACUGUCACAAAUCCACACAUACAUCAUAAGUGGCGGGAAAAAGCCCCCUUUAAUGAUGGGCUGGUUGAACGGACAGCUGCCCAAUAUUAGUAAACUGAAAGCUUAGUCUUUGUGCAACAGCAAAGGAGUAUCACACUGACCUCACUGAACUAUGCUGCCUAUUUAUCUGAGCCACACUUGCUGUCAGACACACCAGAAAGUAGAUGGUAAAUCCUCAUGUGCUACUAAACCUACAACCUACUAAAAAUUGUGACAUUUUUCUUUUUGAAAAUAUUGUGAGAUUUCCCUUUAAAGGCACAGUAACAAAAACUCCCUUUGUAAUUCUAAGACAUUAAGAAAGGCUGGAAAUGGUCAUUUAAAAAACAUAAAUAAAUCACAGUCAUAAAUCAUAAA